Molecule: messenger RNA, 1698 nt
Organism: Lachancea mirantina
Lineage: Eukaryota; Fungi; Ascomycota; Saccharomycetes; Saccharomycetales; Saccharomycetaceae
Source: the annotation of a GenBank genome assembly
AUGAAUCGAAUAAUAACUAGAUCAGAGAUCGAAGACAGGAUAGCGAAAGGCCAAGCUGUCGUGAUAUAUGAAGAUUUGGUAUUGCAACUGGAUAAAUGGAUUCGGUUUCAUCCCGGCGGUGAUAAAGCGAUUCAUCAUAUGAUUGGUCGUGACGCAACAGAUGAAAUGAAGGCAUAUCACUGUGACGACACAGUCAAGGAAUUCAAAAAAUGGAAAAUAGGCAAGAUUCAAAAACAGUGGCACAAUUUCGUUCCCCCUAUUCAAGGUGGUCAGUUUGAAGUUCUUGAGAAUCAAUUAUCGGACGGCCCAGAACUGUUGUUCAAAUGGCGGAAUGUCGAUACGAGUGGCCAAUUCCAGGACGUUUCGUCAAGCAGACGCAUGUGCGGUGAACCAGAAGUCAAAAUAUUCCCCAAGAUUCCCCAAGGCGUCGUACCGUCGCUUAAGUUAACCGAGGCAUACGAGAAAAGAAUUGUGACGGAUCCGUCAACCAUUAUUGAUAACUACGACAAUGAUUUGGUCAAGAAGGACUUGAUUGAUUUGCCCGACCUUGAUCCAAAGACUCAAAAAUGGCUUUCUGACGAAUAUAACAAGACACAUCAAGCUGUUAUCGCGGCCAAUCUUUAUGAAUGCCAUUAUUCGCGAUAUCUGAAAGAAUUUUUGAGAAUCGGAUCUCUCUUCGCUCUCUCAUUUUAUCUUUUGUUUUACCGAGACGCUAAGAUUUGGAGUGCUAUUGUGUUAGGCGCCGCGUGGCAACAGCUCGUAUUUAUUGCUCAUGAUGCUGGCCACAUUUCCAUCACGCAUAAUUACCAGGCCGAUAACAUUCUUGGCAUGGUGAUUGCUUCUUGGAUAGGAGGACUGUCGUUGGGGUGGUGGAAAAGAAAUCAUAAUGUUCACCACUUGGUAACAAACGACCCAAUCCACGAUCCCGACAUUCAACACCUUCCCUUUUUCGCUGUGAGUACAAGACUCUUAAAAAACGUUUACUCCACGUACUAUGAGAAGUUUUUAUGGUUUGAUAAAUUAGCCCAAAAAACGAUUCCAAUUCAAAACUACCUCUAUUAUCCAAUUUUAGCAUUCGGGAGAUUCAAUCUCUAUAGACUGAGCUGGACACAUGUGCUCUUGGGUCUAGGCCCAAGAAAAGGCAAGGCCGCUUGGUUCCGCUAUUUCGAACUGGCAGGGCUCACUUUUUUCAACUACUGGUUUUUCUACUUGAUAGUAUACCGCUCGAUUCACACAAAUUGGGAACGGUUUGCAUACGUUAUGAUUAGUCACAUCACCACCAUGUUAGUUCACGUUCAAAUCACGCUCUCACAUUUUGCCAUGUCGACUUCUGACCUAGGUGUGACAGAAUCAUUCCCGAUGCGACAAUUGAGGACGUCCAUGGACGUCGACUGUGCUCGCUGGCUGGAUUUUCUACAUGGGGGUCUACAAUUUCAAGUUGUUCAUCAUCUUUUCCCCAGGCUACCUAGACACAAUCUCAGAGAUGCCCAACCGUAUGUUAUAGAUCUAUGUCAGCGCGUUGGAUUGACUUACUCAAUCUACGGUUUUGCCAAGGGAAACGAUGUGGUCCUGAGUAAGUUGGCUCAAAUUGGACGCCAGGCUAAGACUAUGCUUGAUUGUGCCGAAACCAUGAGACAUGAAGCUGUGAGUGAAAAAAAAAUCAAGAGCAUCGACGCAAGUGGUGAUCAGGCCCGCUAA